Messenger RNA from Mesorhabditis belari, 474 nucleotides. The record is from the annotation of a GenBank genome assembly. Lineage: Eukaryota; Metazoa; Nematoda; Chromadorea; Rhabditida; Rhabditidae.
AUGCGGAACGGUGAAGAAGAGCCGAGCACUUACCAGAAAAUUUUCUUGGUGUAUAAAAAGUUUCCUGAAUUCGCAAAUCGGGGGAAUAAUGACGCCGACUUUCAACUUGGGAUUGUUGGUCCAAUGCUUGGUUUUCAAAAAAAUGAGGAGCAAGCGGAAAUCGAUUGUCGACACGAUUCGAUUAUGAUGGAAAAACAUAUGGCCCAUUCUGCUCAAGAGAAUCAGGGACGAAAGAUGAUUCAGACCAGUGAACAAAGAUUUGCACCAAUUGAUGUUGGACAAAAUGUUUUGAUGCCAAUUCCUUGUGUCUAUCGACCCAAGAUUGAACCACGGAAUUUGAUGGGAGUCGUCACAGCCCCUGCUUCUCUCUAUGGAAUAAAAUCCACCGAAAACCAGUGGAUUCCUGUAACUGAUGAACUGCUGCUGGGGCAGCAUCGAUCUCUGGGAGCUAAGGUCACACUCAUUGCUUGUGCC